UCAGUCAUGCAAAAUUCAAUGCAAAAAUAGAAAAGAGAGCGUUUAAGAGAGAGUAGUUCUUAACUUAGAACGAUUUCCCCGUCUUUGAUUAGGACCAUCUGAAGAUAAUAUUUUUACACAUGUAAAAUAAAAACAAUUAUCUAUAAAAUUAACUUUGUCGUUUACUUUACAUUUAAAAAAGUCUGCCUCCUGGUGUCAGAAUAGUUCCUCUUCCUCUCUUUGAAGUCUUAAGGUAUUGCUAUCUGCCGAAGCCAUAAGAGGAAAGAAGUUCCUGCAAAAGCUUUUUCCAAACUUUCUCUUGUUAACACAUCAACAAAACAGACCCCAAAACCCAAAUAAAAAUAUUUCUGUCAAAAUAGCCCCCGCCGCCCCAACCAACUAAAACCCCCAAAGCACCUCUCUUUCUCUUUCCAUGAACUUGCAUCUGAAGCAAUGUAGAAACCAGCAUGAGUCAGACCAUCAACAACAACCACCUUCUGCAAAUAUACCAAAACUUCACCUUCAUCAUCAUCAUCACCAACACCCAUCUCCUCUUCCUUUGCUCGUACCUCAUCACCACUGCAAAUCCAGCAGCAACAAUCUGCCACCACUUCCUCAUUCAUCCUUCACGUUUCCCAGCAGUGAGAUUUUUUUCCUUUUUCUUUGCUCCUUUUUUUUUCUUGGCAGGAUUCUCAGAAAAGUUUUCAACUCCUUGAUGGGAAGUUUCUUCAGCUUGUCUCAAUGGCAGGAACUGUAGUUACAAGCUUUGAUCUUUAGAUACAUGUUAGCAGGCGCAGCUGUUCCUCCCCAACUCCUUCAAUCAAUCGAGAAUACUACUAUUCUUCACUCUCCUUCAUAUUUCCUCCACCACCCUCUUCGACACUUCUCCCAUUACCAGCCACCUUUGUUGCAAUCAGGGUAUUGGGGAAGAGCAGCAAUGGAUCCAGAGCCAGGCCGAUGCCGGAGGACUGACGGGAAGAAGUGGAGAUGCUCGAGAGGCGUGGUGGCUGGCCAGAAAUAUUGCGAGCGCCACGUGCACCGUGGCGCAAACCGUUCAAGAAAGCCUGUGGAAAUGCUAAAAUCUAGUGGCGCCUGCACCAACAUCAUCAACAACAAUACUCUUGUUGGUGCUGCUGCUGGUGUUGUUGAUGUUGGAUGUGGUGACCUUAAACCCACUUCUCUGAUCCCCAAUUCACCCUUAGAAUUGGCUGGUGAUAGAGCCAACAGUUUUCUCCUUUCAGGUUUGCUAAUAUUUGCUAUCUAUUUUGACCCUAAUCAAUAUCUGACCAAUGGAUGUAUCUCAAAAUCUGGGCAGGGGGUUUCGAUUCUGUACAAGCUGACCCCAACCACUUCUUUAGUCUUUAUAACGUGCUUUCUUUAUGGUCCAUCACAAUAUAUUUUCUUUAUUUUGCUUAUUUUUGUUUGCCCUACAAUGUUUGUGUUUCUUUUGUCUGGCAGUUCCUCAUAUUCUAAAAAUGUUCAUAAGGGCCAUUUCGAUGCCCAAAAUGAAGUCAAUAACAGAUCUGAUGGUCAAAUGUUGAGACAAUUUUUUGAUGAUAGGCCUAGAUCCUUACAACAACCAGACAACCAUGCUGAAAGCCCGAUGAGUUCUGCAACAUGCCUCUCCAUUUCAAUGCCUGGAAAUUCCUCAUCAGACGUGUCGUUGAAGCUGUCAACUGGCAAUGGAGACCAAUUGAAUUGGGCUGCUGGGUGGGCCUCAUACCAGGCGGCUUCGAUGGGAGGGCCCCUUGCCGAGGCUUUAAGAUCAUCCAUAUCCAAUUCACAACCUUAAAGGCUCUGCAUCUCAAACUAGCAUUGUCUUUUUUAGACACUCCAAGACUUAAAGUAAAUUGCUUGCACUCUGUUCUUUACUUUUAUUGAACCAAACUGACUACAAUAAUGGUUCCUUUAAAAUUAAGUUUGCGAGAAAAAUUAGCACAUAAGUUGUUUCAGAACAUGCUAAACAGGACUCUGAGCAUAAUUCAGAUAACAAACCGAUAAACAUUUGCAAGUGACCAACUGAAAUUUGACUAAUUAUCAGAUGGAUAAUAAACUGUACUGCACGUGAAAGAAAAAGCCUUUUUGAAUGGCGAUUAUUUCAUCUCCUGGAUACCGAAACUCCAAGG
Gossypium arboreum is the source of this 2105-nucleotide messenger RNA. Its product is annotated as growth-regulating factor 4-like. Gene Ontology annotation, biological process: developmental process; regulation of DNA-templated transcription; DNA-templated transcription. Gene Ontology annotation, molecular function: ATP binding. Gene Ontology annotation, cellular component: nucleus. NCBI's taxonomy places the organism in Eukaryota, Viridiplantae, Streptophyta, Magnoliopsida, Malvales, Malvaceae. The record is from RefSeq and is a predicted model, not a curated record.